Messenger RNA from Trypanosoma conorhini, 654 nucleotides. Its product is annotated as putative ribosome biogenesis regulatory protein (RRS1). Gene Ontology annotation, biological process: ribosomal large subunit biogenesis; ribosomal large subunit export from nucleus; endonucleolytic cleavage in ITS1 to separate SSU-rRNA from 5.8S rRNA and LSU-rRNA from tricistronic rRNA transcript (SSU-rRNA, 5.8S rRNA, LSU-rRNA). NCBI's taxonomy places the organism in Eukaryota, Euglenozoa, Kinetoplastea, Trypanosomatida, Trypanosomatidae. Gene Ontology annotation, molecular function: protein binding. The transcript has a single exon. The record is from RefSeq and is a predicted model, not a curated record. The coding region runs from base 1 to 654 and encodes 217 amino acids. Gene Ontology annotation, cellular component: preribosome, large subunit precursor; nucleus; nucleolus.
AUGCAGGGAGGCAUGAACGAACACCAGCUGGACACCGGGUUGCUCUGCAUCACGAACGUUUCACUCAUUAGUGGGCCGCAGCGUGCGGAGGAGGACCUUCACGAGUCUGCCACGCAGGCCGUGCGGCUGCUGCUGGGAGAGUGCCAGGAGCUGCCAACGAGGACGAAGCGUGGGAAGUUUGAUGCCAGCACAACGCUUGUGAAGCUGCCGCAGCCCGUCAUGCAGCUGCCGCGCGAGAAGGCCCCACCGAAGCCAAAGCCUCUCACCGCGUGGGAGAAGUUCGCCCUGAAGAAGGGCAUCGCUCUCAAGCGAAAGAAGGGCAACCGCGUCUUUGACGAGGAGCAGCAGGUGUGGAAGGACAAGUGGGGCAAGCGCGCCCGCGAGGACCGCGAGAGGCAAGACUGGCUGCGGGAGGUCGGCCCGAACUACGUGGCGCAGGAGGAGGGCGGCGACCCGUUCCUGGACGACCGUAGGGCGAAGAAGGCCCGGUUGGAGCAGCAGAAGAAGAAGGAGGAGCACAACAAGCGCCGCUCGGAGCACAUCGCCCACGCACAGGAGGAGGUAAAGCAUCUCAGCGCCGUGACAAGACACCUCGCAACGGCGUCCAACGGUAAGUUUGACAAAAUUUCAUCAAAGAAGAAGGGAAAGAAGUGA